Molecule: messenger RNA, 895 nt
Organism: Rubroshorea leprosula
Lineage: Eukaryota; Viridiplantae; Streptophyta; Magnoliopsida; Malvales; Dipterocarpaceae
Source: the annotation of a GenBank genome assembly
CCAGUUAGCUUGAAAAGAAAUUCCUAAUACUGAACAUGACUCAAGCUCAGAAUUCUAAGCCUGGCCUCAUAAACAAAAGAAGAAUCUAUAUGAAAUUAUGAAUGCAUAAGCUCAAACAAAUUUAACCCAAGAUCCACGACUUUGACCAAGGAAAUUAAACCAAACAACUAAGUUUUGCAAAAGAACCAUGACCAAGAGACAAAUGAACAAGAAGUAAAGCAGAGCUAGCCUAAAGUUAAUGUGAACAAGGCAUAACAGAAUUGACCUAAGCCAUUUCACUAACACCCAGACAUAGGUAAGACUAGUAACUAGGAAUCAUAACAAAACAGAUCUAAGCCAAAAAGAAACACUAUCACUUCAUUAGGAGUUAUAUUGACCCGCAGAAACCAUAAAAACUAGCAUAAAAUCACCAAGAAUUUCUAUCAAAAUAGCGUAGAAAUCUCCAAACACAAAAAUUGCAGAUUUAUCAUUAUCACUCCACAUCUCAGUUUAUUUAUUAUGCAAGCAAAACAAGUUCCAGAACUAGUCCAAAAUCACUAAGAUUUACAAUCAAAAUAGCAUGAAAAUCUUCAAAGACGAAGAUUCCAGAUUUAUCAUUAUCGCUUCACAUCUCGGUUCAUUAUGCUGGCAAAACAAGUUACGAAUGCACAAGCUCAAAUAAAAACAAAUUUAACCUAAGAUCCAUAACUUUGACCAAGGAAAUAAAACCAAACAACUAAGUGGUGCAAAAGAACGAUGAUCAAGAAACAAUUGAACAAGUAAAACAGAGCUAACCUAAAGUUAAUGUGAACAAGGCACAACAGAAUUGAACUAAGCCAUUUCACUAACAUCCAGACAUAGGAAAGACUAGGAACUAGGAAUCAUAACGAAAAAGAUCUAAGCCUAAAAGCAAACC